AUGGUAUUCUCUUUCUCUUUCAUCGUUUAUCCGGCGAUGGUCCUGGCUUACGCCGGCGAGACAGCCUAUUUAAUCAAACACCCUGAUAAAAUCACCGACGCCUAUUUCAGUUCCGUUCCAAAACCCGUGUUCUGGCCGAUGUUCAUUCUCUCCAACCUCGCCGCCAUUGUUGCAAGCCAGUCUAUGAUAUCUGCGUGCUUUUCUAUAGUGAAGCAGUCUCAGGCUCUGGGUUGCUUCCCUCGGGUUUCAUAUAAUUCAUACUUCUUCAAAGCAUGA
Ilex paraguariensis (yerba mate) is the source of this 276-nucleotide messenger RNA. Lineage: Eukaryota; Viridiplantae; Streptophyta; Magnoliopsida; Aquifoliales; Aquifoliaceae. The record is from the annotation of a GenBank genome assembly.